This is a messenger RNA of Homalodisca vitripennis (glassy-winged sharpshooter), 630 nucleotides long. RefSeq lists its product as uncharacterized. The transcript is spliced from 2 exons. The record is from RefSeq and is a predicted model, not a curated record. NCBI's taxonomy places the organism in Eukaryota, Metazoa, Arthropoda, Insecta, Hemiptera, Cicadellidae. Gene Ontology annotation, molecular function: nucleic acid binding. The coding region runs from base 1 to 630 and encodes 209 amino acids.
AUGUACGCAGCAAACCGCGUGAUCGUUGUGGACAUAGGAUCUCAGGAUGGCUUUUUGAAAGGUGGUCGCCUCAUCUACAAAGCUAACUGUUCCACGGGAGACUACCAUGGACAGAUGCAUGGUGUGAUCUUUGAAAAGUGGAUAAAAGAGCAUGUGCUGCCAAAUCUACCUGAUGACUCUGUUGUAGUGAUUGAUAACACGCCUUAUCACGAGGAACAGGUAGAUAAAGAACCCAGUAAAAGGGCUACAAAACGCGUCAUGAUAGAGUGGCUACAAAGACAUGAGGAAUCCUACGAUGAAAAGGCGACAAGAAAAGCAGUGUUGUAUGAAGCGGUUCAAAGAUUGAAGCCACCCAGAAAGAUCUACAAGAUUGACAACUUGCUGAAAGAAAAAGGUCACACUGUGUUGAGACUUCCAUCCUACAUGUGCGACCUCAACGCUAUUGAGUUUGUCUGGGCUCAAGUGAAACAAUAUGUUCGACACAACAAUGCUUCAGGUGAAGAUGGUGAUGAUAGUUCCAGCUCUGACAGUUCGGAUGACCCUAGUGACCCUGAGUCUGAUGAAGAAUUAGCAGUACCAUUGCCGAUGGACACUGAUACAAGCACAGAGAACAAAAUGUUUUCUAAAUGA